AACCCCGACAUCUGCCAGGGAGGAGGAACUUGCAUGAAUACAGACGGCAGCUUCACUUGCACCUGCCCCCCGGGUCUAACCCUGGACGAAACUAGAACGAAGUGUUUGGACAUACGACAGGAGCAGUGCUACACCCGGUACAAGCACGGGAAAUGCGUCAAUCCCAUCGACGGGCUCUUCUACAGGAACCUGUGCUGUUGCACGCAGAUCGGCAAGGCUUGGGGCGACAAAUGCGAGCCGUGUCCCAGACCGGGCACAGCCGCCUUCCUAGAGCUGUGUCCGAAAGGGAUGGGGUUCGUGGAUAAAAAGGAUGUCAAUGAGUGUACCGAGUUCCCCGGAAUGUGCCAGAACGGUAGGUGUAAGAAUACCAUCGGCAGCUACAACUGUAAAUGCAAUAAGGGCUACGACUACGACGAGAAUAAAAUAAAGUGCGUGGAUAUUGACGAGUGCAACUUGACGACCGAUAAUGUAUGUGGGAAUGGUGUUUGUAAAAAUAUACCCGGAGACUUCAUUUGUGUGUGUAACGAAGGGUACAGGACUAUGGCACCGAUGCAGAUUUGUAUGGACAUCGAUGAGUGCUUGGAAAUACCCGGUUUGUGUCGGGGAGGACGAUGCAUCAACUUGGAUGGUUCUUUCAAAUGCGAAUGCCCUCCCGGUCACGAACUGGCACCCGACAAGGAAUCCUGCAAGGAUAUCGACGAAUGCUCUAGGUCCAGUGGGAUUUGUUCAAACGGCGUCUGCGAGAACAUGAUGGGGACGUAUCAGUGCAUUUGUAACGAGGGUUAUCAACAAACGGGCCUCAAAUCACACUGUGAAGAUAUCGAUGAGUGCGACGAGGAACCGUGCGACGACAUUUGCUUGAACAUCCCCGGAAGUUACUCUUGCUCUUGUGGCUCCGGUUAUUCCCUCAACUUAGACGGUAGGUCUUGUUCAGAUAUAGAUGAGUGCAAGGAGAACCCGAGGAUAUGUAAUGGCGGAAAAUGCACAAACACCAUGGGUAGCUACAUCUGUCACUGUACCGAAGGACUCUUGGCAGGUCCCGGUGGUACAUCUUGUCUGGAUAUCGACGAGUGCAAGCAAAACCCGAACGUAUGCGGGGCCGGCGAGUGCGUGAACACUCUCGGAUCUUUCCACUGCAGGUGCGAGGAAGGUUAUUCAGUGAAGCCCGAGGGUGGACCGCAGUGCACUGACGAGGAUGAGUGUUACUUGGGAACGUACAACUGCAAUGAGAAUGCCGACUGCAUAAACAAUCCG
Messenger RNA from Anoplophora glabripennis (Asian longhorned beetle), 1254 nucleotides. RefSeq names its product fibrillin-2-like. Lineage: Eukaryota; Metazoa; Arthropoda; Insecta; Coleoptera; Cerambycidae. The transcript is spliced from 7 exons. Gene Ontology annotation, molecular function: calcium ion binding. The annotation marks the transcript as partial. The record is from RefSeq and is a predicted model, not a curated record.